Molecule: messenger RNA, 1985 nt
Organism: Drosophila kikkawai
Lineage: Eukaryota; Metazoa; Arthropoda; Insecta; Diptera; Drosophilidae
Gene: Elovl7
Product: ELOVL fatty acid elongase 7
Biological process (GO): fatty acid elongation, saturated fatty acid; fatty acid elongation, polyunsaturated fatty acid; fatty acid elongation, monounsaturated fatty acid
Cellular component (GO): endoplasmic reticulum membrane
Molecular function (GO): fatty acid elongase activity
Source: RefSeq, a predicted model, not a curated record
AUGUAAAAAGCGCACGCUCGCCCAGUCGCUGUCCAGUUGCUGUCCAGUAAAGUCCAGCAGCCGCUGCAGCCGCAUCCGCUGGUGAUUCCCCGAUUCCCGCUAGUGUUGUGGAAAAUAGAUAACCCAUAGAAACAUGGUCUAAUAGUGUGUGCGCGUUUGAAAAAUACAAAAAUUUAAAAACUAAAAAGAACAAAUACUUUUCGAACAACACUGAAAGAUAUUAAAAUAUCGAAAGGAUAGUCCGCAGUUUGAAAGUGCGAAGUGAUAAAGCCCAAGCCAAAGUUGAGAUUAUCUCUUUAAAUUAGACAAGUGAAUAAAAUAUUAAAAAAAUAAAACCCGCCGUUUUAUAAACCGCCAGAUAAACCGACUUGUAGUGCCUUAAAUCCACGAAUUAUAAGAAAAAUGGAGUACCUCACAAACUUCUACGAUGGCUGGCGGGAUCUGAUGGACAACAAAUCGGAUCCGCGAACACGAGACUACCCGCUCAUGAGCUCACCGUUCCCCACGAUAGCCAUCAGCUUGACAUACGCGUACAUUGUGAAGGUACUCGGCCCGAAGCUCAUGGAAAACAGAAAGCCCUUCGAGCUGCGCAAAGUCUUGAUCGUCUACAAUGCGUUGCAGGUUGUCUUCAGUGCCUGGCUCUUUUACGAGUCCUGCUUGGGUGGAUGGCUGAAUGGCUAUAACUUUAGAUGCGAACCCGUUGAUUAUUCCUACUCGCCCAAAGCGAUACGUACCGCCGAGGGCUGCUGGUGGUACUACUUCUCCAAGUUCACCGAGUUCUUCGACACCUUCUUCUUUGUGAUGCGCAAGCGAUAUGACCAGGUGUCCACCCUGCAUGUGAUCCAUCACGGCAUCAUGCCUGUGUCCGUUUGGUGGGGCGUCAAGUUCACGCCCGGCGGCCACUCGACCUUCUUUGGCUUCCUGAACACCUUCGUGCACAUCAUCAUGUACGCCUACUACAUGCUGGCCGCCAUGGGUCCCAAGGUGCAGCGCUAUCUCUGGUGGAAGAAGUACCUCACUGUGCUGCAGAUGAUCCAGUUUGUCCUGGUGAUGGUGCACUCCUUCCAGCUGUUCUUCAAGAACGACUGCAACUACCCGAUUGGCUUUGCCUACUUCAUCGGCGCCCAUGCGGUGAUGUUCUACUUCCUUUUCUCCAACUUCUACAAGAGGGCCUAUGUGAAGCGCGAGGGCAAGGACAAAUCGGCGGUCAAGGCAAACGGACAUGCCAAUGGACAUGCCAAGGCCCUCAAGGAUGGCGAUGUGACGACGACGCCCACCCGCAAUGGCCAGGCGAAUGGCUUCCACAACACCUUCUCCAAGUUCACCACGGAGAUGUGCAAUCCGGCUCUGAACUCCCAAUCUACGGCGAGACAGCGCGUCGUCGUGAACGCCGGCAACAAGUGAGGCCCUGAUCGGGAUGGGGGAUGCCAGCCACAGCCAACCAGCCAGCCAGCCAAACAUGAAACACACAUAAGCAUAAAUUAAUUACGCUACCAAUUAAAUUACCGUACAUUUAAAUUAAACGUAAGCAUAGGGAGUCAAAGCCUACAUCUAAGCCAAAUCGAAUUCGCAAUCAAGAACAAUUAAAGAAAAAGGAAAGGAGCAAGAACAUCAUUUCACGGACAUCCACGAGAGGGUCACCACAAAUUGCUGGCAAAUCUUCAUUCUCCAAAAUAUACCCAUACUCAUAACUAUAUUCUAUAUCCUGUAUACUCCAGCUGAAACUAUUUCUAUACAUCCCUUUUCAUACAUGUGCAUGUACAUAGAAUUUAGUGCCUUAUGAUAUAUUCUUACGGGACGGGACAAAGGACUUGCGAGUCCACAUCCCGUCUGGUACUCCGCUUUUUGUAACUAUCGCUCUGUACUUUUGUAUUUUUUGGUAAUGCAAGCGGCACUUUUAAUACGUGUUUAUUCUGUCGAUGGAUUGUUUUUUAAACAAAAGGAAAUGUGUUUUUAUUUUAUAAAUAAAUUCGAGAUUAAACCUA